This is a messenger RNA of Dendrobium catenatum, 2462 nucleotides long. Its product is annotated as phosphatidylserine decarboxylase proenzyme 2. The coding region runs from base 134 to 2059 and encodes 641 amino acids. NCBI's taxonomy places the organism in Eukaryota, Viridiplantae, Streptophyta, Magnoliopsida, Asparagales, Orchidaceae. Gene Ontology annotation, molecular function: calcium ion binding; phosphatidylserine decarboxylase activity. The record is from RefSeq and is a predicted model, not a curated record. The transcript has 21 exons. Gene Ontology annotation, biological process: phospholipid biosynthetic process.
UUAGUCAGCAGUGGUUAGUCAAAGCCGAAGUCUGCGGCCAGUGUUGUUCAACUCACUACCUCCUGCGGAACUUCUUCUCUCGACGGGGUUGUCCGGCUACAACUAAGAUUUAGCUUCUUGGAGUUUAGAGGCAAUGGGGAACGAAAGCUCGAGGCAAAGGGGUCAACUGGAGGAGACGCCAUUGAAGCCGUCCCGCCUUUCCCGGUUUCGCCGGCGCUUUGGAUCUAAAGGCCACCGGUCGGUUUCCGACCCGAUUCUUUUAACGAACCUCGCACCAGAGGAUUUCGCUGGUGUCGCCCGCAUCGAAAUCAUUAGCGCGAAGAUGAAGUUUAAGGAUCGGUGGAUCGCUUGCUUGUCUAUUGGCGAACGGACGUACCGGACGGACAUUUCAGAUCAAACAGAUGAACCUGUGUGGAAAUCAGAAAAGAAAGUUAUUUUGGAGAGGGAUGGACCCCAUAUUGCACGCAUAUCUGUGUUUGAGACAAAUAAAUUGUCGAGAAACACUCUGGUCGGCUAUUGUGAAAUUAAUCUCUUGGAAGCUCUCCGCUUGGGAACUGAGAAAAACGUUACAUUAUUUGACUUGUUUGAUCCAUCAUCACCCAGUACUGUAGUUGGCAAGUUGUCUAUUUCGUGUAAUAUGGAGGAUCCAAUUGAAAUUGAGAAAAGCUUUGCACGUCGUGUUCUAGCUUUGGUGGACUACAAUGAAGAUGGAAAGCUUACCUAUGAUGAGUUUAGCACCUUAAUCAAAGUAUUCGGUAAUCAAGUAGCGGCAUCCAAGAAAGAAGAGCUAUUCAAGUUGGCAGACAGUAAUGGAGAUGGUGUUGUGGAUAUGGAUGAAUUGGCAACUCUUCUGGCUGUUGAGCAAGAAGAAGAAUCACUCAUCAGCAAUUGCCCUGUAUGCGGCGAGGCUCUUGGAAAAUUUGAUAGGAUGAAUGAUAUAAUUCACUUGACUUUAUGCUUUGAUGAGGGAACUGGAAAUCAGGUCAUGACAGGGGGGUUCCUAACAGAUAUGCAGGCUUCUUAUGGGUGGAUGUUUAAACUUAGCGAAUGGGCUCAUUACUCAUCUUAUGGCAUUGGCCUCAAGUCUGGAUCAAGUGCCUCACAUAUAUUGGUGUUUGAUCGAAGAACAAGAAGGCUAGUGGAAGAAAUAAUAGAUGAAAAGAUUGUUUUAUCAAUGAGAGCUAUUUAUCAAUCAAAAGUAGGACUCAAACUCAUCGACAAAGGGGCCAAAGAUCUCUUGCAGAGUAUAUCUGAGAAGCAAGGAAGACGGAUGAAUUCAGCUGAAUCUGCUAAGGAAAUACCCAAGUUCAUUGAGUUUUUCAAGGAUCAAAUUAAUAUUGACGAGAUCAAGCAUCCCAUUGACUCUUUCAAGACAUUUAAUGAAUUCUUCAUAAGAGAGCUAAAGCCUGGAGCAAGACCGAUUGCCUAUGAAGAUCAUGAUGACAUUGCUAUUUGUGCAGCUGACUGCCGUCUUAUGGCAUUUGAAUCAGUUGAUGACAGCUUAAGACUCUGGAUUAAGGGUCGCAAAUUUUCAGUUCAAGGACUCUUAGGCGCUGAAUUAUCCUCCAAUAACUUUAUUCAAGGAUCUUUAGUGAUAUUUAGACUAGCACCCCAGGAUUACCAUCGUUUCCAUGUUCCAGUUUCUGGAGUUAUUGAGGCUUUUGUGGAUAUUCCGGGAUCUUUGUAUACGGUGAAUCCCAUCGCAGUGAACAGUAAGUACUGCAAUGUCUUCACUGAAAACAAGCGAGUUGUAUCAAUUAUUUCAACAUCCAAAUUUGGGAAGGUAGCAUUUAUUGCAAUUGGGGCUACAAUGGUCGGAAGUAUCACUUUCAUAAAGAAAAAGGGUGAUUACGUUCACAAAGGUGAUGAGUUUGGAUAUUUCUCAUUUGGAGGAAGCACUGUAAUAUGCAUGUUUGAAAAGGAUUCCAUAGACUUAGAUGAGGAUCUUAUUGGAAAUAGUGAAAGAUCUCUGGAGACUUUAGUCUCUGUUGGCAUGAAACUGGGAGUAGCCAAAGGCAAACGAUCUUCAGAAGAAUUUUCAAAUUUGCACGGUAUUUAGCCUGAAGCGUGCUUCCUAGAGUUUUGUAUAUUGUAUAAAUAGACUAUCUUUUUACCCUGCUUUUUCUCUAUUUAUUUUCAUGAAAACUCGUUACAUGAACUAAAGCAACUAUGUUGUAACAAAUCAGUUCCAUAUACACGCCCCCAUAGUUCAUCAUGCAACAACACUUCUAUUAAGUUAAUGAGUUCCAUAUGGCCAAUGUUAAGCUGAAAGUCUGCAAAAAUGUAACUUCAAAUCUUCAUUCUUUGAGUGGAGAACAUAAAAUGUCUAUUUUGCUGCAGUUUUCUGCGAGUAAAUUAGAGACUCAGUUUAUUAACAUGAGCACACGUGCUUUUGUAAUGAAAUUAACAUCUGUAGAAUUUGCUAUUUAUAGCUUUGAGAAACUUUUAUUUUCAUUGAUCAA